AUGUCGACAAGUUUGCGCAUGGAAGAAUGUAAAUCUAGCGAAUACUCGUCCGCCCUGUUAAGCUCAAACAAACAGUUCAUUACGACCAGAUCAAAAGACUUGAACUCGUGCCACAAAGAGUCUAGGUCAGCCACUGAUACUCAAGAUAUGGAUCAACAACUUAUUUUGGAAGUAAUUGAUCUUGUUUCCUCCGAUGAUGAAAAUGUUGUUGGAACCAGCCUACCUAAAAUUUCUGAAAAAAUGAAUUUAGGUAGAAUAAAUUACAUUCAGUCGGAUCGUCAAAAUAUUAUAUUUCCAGGAGUAUUUAAUCCACAUCUAUGGAUGUCGGAUUGUACCAUGGAACAUUAUUUCAGUCUUUUAGCCAAAAGUUGUACGGAUCAAUUAAUACUGAGCUUACCACCAGUGUUUUUUAAGGAUCUAGUAAGAGGUGGGUUUGACAAAGCUACCAAUUCAAUGACAGCCACAAUAAAAAAUGUAUAUGCUUAUGAUAAACUUAUAACUCCCACAUACCUAGAGGGUAAUCAUUGGACAUUGACUGUGGUGAAUAUUAAGAGUCGUACCAUUACUUUAUACGAUAGUAUAAAAUCAAGCAUAUAUGAAGAUCAAAUUAAUUUAUUAGUUGAAUUUUUGAUUGAGUCAUAUAAAAAAUAUGAGAAGCCGGUUGAUGAAGAACAAUUACAAUGGACAUUAGACUUUGGGGAUUCUCCAUUGCAAAGUAAUACGUCUGAUUGUGGUGUAUUUACAUGCACAAAUGCCAGACAUGUUUUACUGGGAAAACCAUUAUACUACACCCAGGAAGAUGCCCCACUCUUACGACAUAGAAUCACAUUUGAAAUCUUAAAUAAUGUGUUGUUACCUACUCCGGAUGCUCCAUAA
Rhopalosiphum padi (bird cherry-oat aphid) is the source of this 876-nucleotide messenger RNA. RefSeq names its product sentrin-specific protease 1-like. The transcript is spliced from 3 exons. The record is from RefSeq and is a predicted model, not a curated record. Gene Ontology annotation, cellular component: nucleus. Gene Ontology annotation, biological process: protein desumoylation. Gene Ontology annotation, molecular function: deSUMOylase activity. NCBI's taxonomy places the organism in Eukaryota, Metazoa, Arthropoda, Insecta, Hemiptera, Aphididae. Bases 1 to 876 code for a protein of 291 amino acids.